This is a messenger RNA of Grosmannia clavigera kw1407, 1233 nucleotides long. RefSeq lists its product as uncharacterized. Gene Ontology annotation, molecular function: protein serine/threonine kinase activity. Lineage: Eukaryota; Fungi; Ascomycota; Sordariomycetes; Ophiostomatales; Ophiostomataceae. Gene Ontology annotation, biological process: positive regulation of Ras protein signal transduction; protein phosphorylation. The record is from RefSeq and is a predicted model, not a curated record. The coding region runs from base 1 to 1233 and encodes 410 amino acids. The transcript is spliced from 2 exons.
AUGGCCGACAGGAUUGCGACAGACGAAACCAGGCAGCGGCCGAGACGUGGCGAAGCGAUUACGCUCGGGAUUCUGGACGACAGUGGGCUUGUUGCGUCGCUGGCGGACGACCUAUCGCUGCGCGACGUUGUACAGGCCCUGCGAUAUGCGCGGGCCAACAUGUUUGAUCCGAUUCCUGGGCACCAAGAGGGCGGCGGCAACGGCUUUGUGGGAAACAGUACCCGCGUGGCCGAGCUGCUCAAUACAAGGCGGCGGCUACCGGCACUGGCAACGACGGCGCACGUGGCGGCACUGCUGCCGAAUGCAACAGCGACGGAGCGGGAAACGGUAUCCCUGAUGCGAGCGGGUAUAUUGCGCAAGGUUGUGCAGCCGCAGUGGCGGCGAGCCGGCGAGCCGUUGGGCGAAGUCCUCGUGGAGACAGCCACGCUGGAGCAGCUCGUGAGAGAUGGACCGGCGUCGAGUGAGGGUGAUGGUCUGAGCGACGACACACAGGCAGCCUUUGUUGCCUGGUUGCGUGGUGAAGGGGGCGAAGAGCAUGGAGGACGAGACCACAGCAGCCCCAGAGCGAUCACGAUCCACGGUCAGACGGCACCACGGCUAGACGGUCGCAUGGCCGACGAGCUGGUGCGUGCCGGCUUCCUGGUCGGUCACGGAGCAAGACGAGUGGUGGAUCAUCGCAGUGGUGGCAGCGGCCAGAGCAACAACAGCAGCGAGAGGAGUGGCCACGGCGACGUGUUUGCGCGGCCCGAAGACCGUACGUCGCUGCUUAGCCUCGAAACCGUGGCGAAGGCCGCGUCUGGCUCCUUUGGCGCCGUCGGUGGCAUCGGUGCCGUCUAUACGGCCGGCGGUGGUGGUGCACGUUCGGCUCUGCCGUUGCAGACCGGGUGUCAACAGAAUGCUGCUGCAUCUACGGAAGAUCUCCUGCUGGCCGUCCCCGGCCACGGCGCCUUUGUCAAGCUCGUGUCGGCGGCGCUGGCCCAUCUCGUCAGCCUGCUGGCCCGCACACCAUUCCGUGAGGCACCCGAAACGAUGCUGCAGGAACGAUGGAACGCUGCCGGCAGCAACUCUGGCGGUCAUGGAAGCUACCGGCGAGUGACGCUGAGCCGCACCAGAAAAUGGAAGGACCUGUAUGGUCUGAGCUUUAACUGGGUGCUGGCAGAGGCCGUGGGCGCCGGCCUGGUCGAGGUGUUCGAGACCGGCAGUGUAGGGCGCGGAAUACGGCUGCCGGCAUAG